Molecule: messenger RNA, 528 nt
Organism: Corylus avellana
Lineage: Eukaryota; Viridiplantae; Streptophyta; Magnoliopsida; Fagales; Betulaceae
Source: RefSeq, a predicted model, not a curated record
AUGACGCUGCCGCUGGGAUUUUGCUUCCGUCCCACCGAUGAAGAGCUUAUAUUCGAGUAUUUGUUGAGGAAGGUCAGGGGAGAAGGGCUGCCUUGGGAUGGCAUCCCUGAAUUUGAUAUUUAUGGAGACAAGGCCCCCUCGCAAAUAUUUGGUGAUCUUGGUGGUCGGGAGGAGGAAAAAUAUUACCUGUUUACAAGGAUAAAGAAAUUCAGCAAACGCGUGGUCGGACACGGAUCUUCCAUGAAGAAAACCGACUGGAUUAUGCACGAAUUCUCCUUGUCGGGUGACUUGCUGGAGAGGGAGCAAGAACUGUCUAACACCUGGGUUCUAUGCACAGUUAAUAAGAAGGUAACAGAAACAAGAAGAGGCGUGAAGAGAUGUUAUGAGGAUGUUCAGAGUCCUUGCCCCAUUAGUGCCAUCACCACCGUUGAGGUUCCAACUCCAUUCCGUGAAACUCCACUACCCAAGCCACCUGAUUCAUCAGUGGAUGAAAGCAAUGAUGAGUAUUUUGCUUUUGUAUUUUGUUAG